Molecule: messenger RNA, 2010 nt
Organism: Penicillium canescens
Lineage: Eukaryota; Fungi; Ascomycota; Eurotiomycetes; Eurotiales; Aspergillaceae
Exons: 3
Coding region: 1-2010 (669 amino acids)
Molecular function (GO): cholinesterase activity
Source: RefSeq, a predicted model, not a curated record
AUGUUCAGCUGGGUUGUGUUGUCGCUUUGGGCAAUCACCGCGAAAGCAGUGAGCCCAGAAUCCCUGAACUCCGAUAUUUCCAUUCUCAUUCACAAUGAUCUACUAGAAACCGAAAGUCCACUAGCUAGCUCGGGAGUUCUAAUCCUCGACGCGAGGCCAUGGAACGAAGCCACCGAAAGCUGUCAAAAGCUCGGAGAGAGUCUCUGGGGAGCAUACUCCGACUUCAAUGGUAUCCAGUCCAACUUGGAUUACCUUGUCUUCCAAGGCAAAUAUGCACGCAGUCAACGUUUCUGGACCUCAACCCGAAAAGCAUCAACCAUCGAUGCCAACGGCCAUAUCAAUACCGCUUCUGCAAAUACCAGACUCCCCGUUCUCUGUACACAGAGCGCUCCACAUUCAAACAAGACUUUUCAAAACACAAAUUCACAAUGGCAGGUGUCAGUUCACUCCAACAACGAACAUCUCACCGGAUUCCGAGACCGAUUCAGUUUCCGCUUCCAAGGAAUUCGAUACGCCAAAGUGCCUCCCCGAUGGGAAUAUGCACAGUCAUACAAAGGGAGCGGUAAAAAGACUUCAGCCCUCAAUUAUAGCCCCGAAUGUGCCCAAGGAUCCACCGGCUCGGAAGACUGUCUGUUCCUCAAUAUAUGGACACCAUACCUGCCCAACCCAUCAAAAAUCAAAAAGAAGAACCUCAAACCGGUGAUGCUCUGGAUCCACGGCGGAGCAUUCACAAGCGGCACAGGUAGCGACUCAACAUUCGACGGCACGAACCUCGCUUCUCGGGGCGAUGUAGUCGUCGUAACGAUCAACUACCGCCUCGGAACACUUGGCUUCCUCGCCCUAGACAACGGAAAAACAAAUGGGAACUACGGUCUAGCAGACCAAACCACAGCAUUGGAGUGGGUUCGUCGCAAUAUCCAUGAUUUCGGGGGCGAUCCAGACAGAGUGACAAUAUUCGGGCAGUCGGCCGGGGCAGGAUCAGUUCGGGCUCUACUUGAUUCACCCAAAGCCCGCGGAAACUUUGCAGCUGCGAUAAUGCAGAGUAAUCUUGGUGGCUUGGCUUAUGGAACCACCUACUCGAAGUACUAUACCAUCGCACAGGAGAUGGAAGUUGUCGGGCAUGCAAUUCUCACCGAGACGAAUUGCACGGAUGCUGCAUCACGGCUUGAAUGUCUACGAGCACUGCCAGCAUCGACGAUUACGACUCUUUCUAACUCGGCACGAUAUCUAGUUGUUGAUGGCGUCUACCUCAACCGCCCAGAGCUGGAUCUAAUCAAUCCUUCAUCCACAGCGAAUAUCCCUCUAAUGAUCGGAACGAUGAGAGAUGAUGGUGCCGCCAUGAUAGGCUAUCCAACAGCCGGAGAGACAAUCCAGACGUUCCUGAAUAAAUCAGGAGUACCCGAGUCCAUCGCUCCGAGUCACUUAUUCCCCGUUCCUUCAACGGCUAAUGCUACACUUGAUAUCUUCAACACCACAGCCCGGAUAGCGACAGACGCUAUCUUCCGCUGUGUCGAUGAAGCAACUGCAUACGCCGGUAUGACGAAUCAUAUUUUCCCGGAUAUCUUCUAUUACGAGUUCAACCGCUCGUACCAAAUGCCCGACUGGUCGCCUAAUGCCCCGGUGUGCGACGCACCUACCACAAACGGAUUCCCAGAUGGCGAUCCAAGUCAGGAGUAUUUCAAAUGUCAUUCUGGGGAGUUGUAUUAUGUCUUUGGGACAAUUCUUCGUCAGGGAUUGCCGCUUCGCGACGAGUUCGAUUUACCCUUUGGGCAAUACGUGUUGGAUUCGUGGGCGAGUUUUGCGCGGUCUUAUAAUCCUACUCCUGACCUUGGGUUUUUGAAGGCGAGGGGCUAUGCUAAUACAACUCGACUGGCUGUUGAGGCUGGGUCUUGGGCGUCGUAUCGUGAGAAGGGUCAGUUUCGGUUGUUGCAGUGGCCCCCGAGCAUGAGGGACCUGGUUGAGCUUGAGCAGUGUCGUGCGUUGGGGUUACCUUUGGAGUACCUGGUUUAG